AUGAUGGCCUCCAUGAUCCUGCUGUUCUUCAGCCUGACCUGCUGUGUCCAUGGUAAGUUGACUCAAAUGAUUUUAACGGGUACUAACAGGUCCGGUGGUUCCCCUUUAGGGCGGAGAACUUUUAAUCCUAGGUGUCCAAAAAACAAAGUCACAUUUGGACUUCAAAUUUGGUCUCUGAAAUGAAACUUGAAGAGUCACUUUUUAAUUACAGCUUCAAGAGUUUUCAUUGGUCCAACCUAACGAGAACUUCCAUCUAACACUAAUGCUGCGUUCUAGUUCCCUCGUAAGUCAGAUGUCGGGGCUGGAAAUGACGUUAUACCCGAUUUGACAGCGUUCCAGUUACCAAGUCGGAAAACCAAGAUCGAUAGUUACCCGUUGUCAGUUGUUGUUAGGAGUUGUUGGCGGUUGUUAGUUGUCGUUAGCUCUACCAGUUGUAAACAACGAACACAGUGUUUUACUCUUACAAACACCACAGCACCGUGUUCACAGUUAGACGUUGGGCAGUACAACAUGAAACAUUAUGAGAGUUAUUGUUACUCUUUACUGUUGAUGCACUGUGCUGCCAUCUUGGAUUAUGGCGUUGUCGUCAAGUCGGGGUUGGUGAGGAUCGUCCAACUCUCAGAGUCGGGAAUCCAAAUUCAGGGGGGCGUUCCAGAUGAAUUUCCGACUUGGAGCUCGGACAUCCCGACUUCUGAAUACAACUGGAACGCAGCAUUAAACUCAUACCUCACAAAGAUGGAGGAACUCUGUGAUCCGAUAAACGGCUGUAGCUUCACAAUGAAACACUUCAACAUUCAGAGCUGGUUGUUUUUCUGCUCCUCUCUGUCUCCUCUACAGGAACAGUUGUGGUCAACGUGGCUCACAGCUCCUAUCAAGCAGAGGAGAACCAGGACCUCACCCUGGAGUGGACCUUCACUCCUAAACCUCAGAGCUCUCUGAAAGAUCUCUUUAUCAUCUGUGACUUUUUGACUGACCAGAAAGACUUGGUCCUGUUUUAUCUUCGUGAAGGAGUGGAGGUCCCACAGAAGGAUGGAGACUUUUCAGGACGAGUCCAGUGGGACAAAGAGGUCCUCAGAGAGGGAAGGAUCAGACUUAAUGUGUCUUCACUCAGGACCGAAGACUCAGGCUGGUACGCCUGUAAUGUGAAGACGGAUAUCGGUGGAAACCUCCGUCUGUGCCGCGUCACAGUGACGGGUGAGUCGAUUUAGUAAAACUGGAGCUAAAAAUGAGAAAGUAGAGGAAUAAAAAAAUAUAAUGAACUGACACAAACUACAAUCUUUAUUGACUUUAUUGAGGAAUGUGGCAGUGAUUCCGAGCCCAUGCAGCAACUCCCACAAUGGAGUCAUGUCUGUUUCUCAUGCGGCGCUGCCCAGAAGAUCUUUGUACAGACAUUUCUCCAGAAUCCAGAUAAUAACAAAGUCUCUGUUUGUCUCCUUCCAGCAGCCAAGAACCAGAACAGAUCUGAGAGAGAAGCAGAAAGUCCAGACAUAGUGAUGUGGGGAUGGACAGACUUCCUCACUCAAGUGGGAAUGAUAGCAGGAGUUGCUGCGGUGCUCUUUGCUCUUUGCCUUUAUAUCUCUCGCUCUUUUCCUGGUUGUGGCCGUGGUCGUGUAGUAGUACAUGUGAUUGAUGUCAUAUCUAAGGAGCGGCGCUAUCAUGGUUACAUGCAACAGCAGUUCUGUCAUCAUGAUAUGACAGGGAGAAUCUGA
This is a messenger RNA of Xyrichtys novacula (pearly razorfish), 1709 nucleotides long. NCBI's taxonomy places the organism in Eukaryota, Metazoa, Chordata, Actinopteri, Labriformes, Labridae. The record is from the annotation of a GenBank genome assembly.